AUGGAAGCAAUUAACAAUCAAAUGGAUAUGGAAAGUCAUACCGACGCAAGUUGGUUCAAGAACUUCAUCUUGACUCUGACACGAACUGCUCAGAAAUGGGUGCAAUGUCUCCCAAAGGGAUCAAUUUCCAGUUUUCCUGAGCUGGCAGAAAAAUUCAGAAGUUACUUUUCGUCAAGAACUGCCAGAACAAAACAAUCCAUCGAAAUGAUGAGCAUCAGGCAGGGGAAGGAUGAAUCCUUGAGAAAUUAUGUCUCCAGGUUUGACAAAGAAAGCUUUCAGGUAUUAAAUCCAGAAGAGAAUAUUUUAACUUUCUCUUUCAGGCAAGGCUUAAAUUCUAAUAGGCCUGAGAGUGAAGCGUUAAAAUUCAGCAAUCAAUGGUCUUACCUGAAGACUCUAAAAGAGGUCAGAGAAUAUGCACAAUCCCAUGUUGACGUGGAAGAUUUUAAAGCUAUCACUGGGAACAUGGAACAGAAGGGAAGGAAUAUGGAGAAAGCCAAGAAACCGGCAGAAACGCAUGACAAAGGGAGAAAGCUGGUGAGAGCUGAAGAUUUUGAUGUGCCAGGACUCAAUAACUAUGCUAAUUACACACCAUUAAAAGAGUUCAGAGCAAAAAUUUUCAAUGUACAUAAGGAAGAUACGAGAUGGCAACGCCCCAUCCAGAAGAAGAUUGCUAGAAAGAACCUAGAAGCAUUCUGA
This is a messenger RNA of Amaranthus tricolor (Joseph's coat), 696 nucleotides long. RefSeq lists its product as uncharacterized. Bases 1 to 696 code for a protein of 231 amino acids. The transcript has a single exon. Lineage: Eukaryota; Viridiplantae; Streptophyta; Magnoliopsida; Caryophyllales; Amaranthaceae. The record is from RefSeq and is a predicted model, not a curated record.